Messenger RNA from Lampris incognitus (smalleye Pacific opah), 435 nucleotides. It is a transcript of the gene ndufa1, whose product is annotated as NADH:ubiquinone oxidoreductase subunit A1. The coding region runs from base 144 to 353 and encodes 69 amino acids. The record is from RefSeq and is a predicted model, not a curated record. Lineage: Eukaryota; Metazoa; Chordata; Actinopteri; Lampriformes; Lampridae. The transcript is spliced from 3 exons.
GUGAACGAAUGACCGUCAAUUCGUCAAUAGGACAGUCGACACUUCACUAUCCCAUUCUUGAAAAGCUUGCGAAAUAAAUUGGCGAAGGUACCCCCAGUGCGCCUCUUUCACGGGCCAUCGUUGACUUUCUACACGUUGUCAAUAUGUGGUAUGAGAUAUUGCCUGGGUUCGCCGUCAUGACGGUGUGUAUGAUCAUUCCUGGCUUUGCGACCGCACAGAUCCACAAGUUAACCAACGGAGGAAAGGAAAAGAGAAUUGUACGAUAUCCCUGGCAAUGGCAUUUGAUGGAGAGAGACCGCCGAGUGUCAGGAGCAGAGUACUAUAAAUCCAAGGGACUUGAGAACAUACGCUGAGAGGAAAAGCACCACAAGACUCUCAUGAGACCAUUUUGUUCCAAGUUAUUUGCUGUAUAUUAAUAAAUGUUCAGUAAUCGGU